This is a messenger RNA of Odobenus rosmarus divergens (Pacific walrus), 3205 nucleotides long. RefSeq names its product F-box protein 10 (gene FBXO10). Lineage: Eukaryota; Metazoa; Chordata; Mammalia; Carnivora; Odobenidae. The transcript has 11 exons. Bases 130 to 2997 code for a protein of 955 amino acids. Gene Ontology annotation, molecular function: protein binding. The record is from RefSeq and is a predicted model, not a curated record. Gene Ontology annotation, biological process: ubiquitin-dependent protein catabolic process; regulation of apoptotic process; protein ubiquitination.
CAUGAUAUGAGGAACCCAGUUACAAUUUCUACUCCUAUCUGCAAAUGAAUAGGCCCAGAAAGAUGUAAGAGACUCUUUGAAUGGACAUAAAAAUUCUACUUGUUAAGAACAAGUUUGGCUCUGGUGACCAUGGAGGCUGGUGGCCUCCCCUUGGAGCUUUGGCGCAUGAUCUUAGCCUACCUGCAUCUGCCUGACCUGGGCCGCUGCAGCCUGGUUUGCAGGGCCUGGUAUGAACUGAUCCUCAGUCUCGACAGCACUCGCUGGCGACAGCUAUGUCUGGGAUGCACCGAAUGCCGCCACCCCAACUGGCCCAACCAGCCUGAUGUGGAGCCUGAGUCUUGGAGGGAGGCCUUCAAGCAGCAUUACCUUGCCUCCAAGACAUGGACCAAGAAUGCCCUGGACUUGGAGUCCUCUGUCUGCUUUUCUCUAUUUCGCCGGAGGAGGGAACGCCGUACCCUGAGUGUUGGGCCAGGUCAUGAGUUUGACAGCCUGGGCAGCGCCUUGGCCAUGGCAAGCCUGUAUGACCGAAUUGUGCUAUUUCCAGGUGUGUAUGAAGAGCAGGGUGAAAUCAUCCUGAAGGUGCCUGUGGAGAUCGUAGGCCACGGGAAGUUGGGUGAGGUGGCCUUACUCGCCAGCAUCGAUCAGCACUGCUCCACCACACGCCUGUGCAACCUUGUCUUCAUGCCGGCCUGGUUCUCACCCUUCAUGUUUAAGACAACAUCGGGUCAUGUUCAGUUUGACAACUGCAACUUUGAGAAUGGGCACAUCCAGGUCCAUGGCCCAGGCACCUGCCAAGUGAAGUUUUGUACCUUCAAAAACACCCAUGUUUUCCUGCACAAUGUGCCCUUGUGUGUCCUGGAAAACUGUGAAUUUGUGGGCAGUGAAAACAACUCUGUGACUGUUGAGGGCCACCCAUCUGCAGACAAGAACUGGGCCUACAAGUAUCUACUAGGGCUUAUCAAGUCUUCACCCAGCAUACUCCCCACAGAGGACUCUGACUCUUUAAUGUCCCUAGACCUGGAGAGCAGGGACCAGGCUUGGAGCCCAAGGACCUGUGACAUUGUCAUUGAGGGCAGCCAAAGCCCUACCAGCCCAUCUUCUACCUCCCCAAAGCCGGGCUCCAAGACUGGCUCACAGGAGGCAGAGGUGGGCAGUGAUGGGGAAAGGGUGGCCCAGACUCCAGACAGCAGCGACGGAGGCCUGAGUCCUAGUGGUGAGGAGGAGGAGGACCAGCUCACAUACAGACUGUCCUACCAAGUGCAGGGCCCACGCCCUGUGCUGGGGGGCUCCUUUCUCGGCCCACCACUUCCAGGAGCAUCCAUUCAGCUGCCCAGUUGCCUAGUGCUGAACUCACUGCAGCAGGAGCUGCAGAAGGACAAGGAGGCCAUGGCACUGGCCAGCUCUGUGCAGGGCUGCCUCAUCCGCAAGUGCCUCUUCCGGGACGGGAAGGGAGGUGUCUUCGUUUGCUCCUAUGGCCGAGCCAAGAUGGAAGGAAACAUCUUCCGGAACCUGACUUAUGCAGUGCGGUGUAUACAUAAUAGCAAGAUUGUCAUGCUCAGGAAUGACAUUCACCGCUGCAGAGCGUCAGGCAUCUUUCUUCGCUUGGAGGGCGGAGGCUUGAUCGCUGGCAACAACAUUUACCACAAUGCGGAGGCCGGCGUAGACAUCCGGAAAAAGUCCAACCCACUCAUUCUGUGUAACCAGAUCCACCAUGGCCUUCGUUCUGGCAUUGUCGUCCUUGGCAAUGGGAAAGGCAUCAUCCGGAACAAUCAAAUCUUUUCAAAUAAGGAGGCUGGCAUUUAUAUCCUGUACCAUGGAAAUCCAGUCGUGAGCGGGAACCACAUUUUCAAGGGCCGUGCAGCUGGCAUAGCAGUGAAUGAGAACGGCAAAGGCCUCAUCACAGAAAACGUCAUCCGUGAAAAUCAGUGGGGAGGUGUAGACAUCCGCCGUGGAGGCGUCCCGGUCCUCAGGAGCAACCUUAUCUGCUUUGGCUACUCAGAUGGUGUGGUCGUGGGGGAUGAAGGCAAAGGACUGAUAGAAGGAAACACCAUCUAUGCUAAUAAGGGCUGUGGUGUGUGGAUGAUGUCGUCCAGCCUGCCCCACGUCACCAGCAACCACGUCAGCUACAAUGGCCUGUACGGAGUGGCAGUGUUUAGCCAGAAGGACGGUUCUGGGGAGUUCCCUGGAGGUCAUGGGGCCCAGGAGAACUUCAGCGAGGACGGAGAUGCCAUCCUUUGGGAGACCGAACUGGAGAAGGACGAUGACCCACUGCGCCGGCCCGUCACCAUAGCUCUUGUUGAGUCUAACAGUAUUAAUCACAAUGGAGCCUCAGGCCUCUACGUCCAGAGCAGUGAGGCGCUGCACGUCCUCACCAAUGUGAUCCACGCUAAUGGGGACAGAGGGAUCACCGUGGCCCAGAGCAACCAGCUCACCCGCGUGGCCAACAACAGCAUCUCCUGCAACCGCCAGAGUGGGGUCAAGGUCGAGGCCCAGUGCAAGGUGGAGCUCCGGGGCAAUGGUAUCUAUGACAACAGAGGCCAUGGCAUCAUCACCAAGGGCGACAGCACCGUCGUCAUUGAAAAUGACAUCAUUGGCAACCGGGGCAGCGGGCUGCAGCUCUUGCCCAGGUCCGACACGAAGGUAAUAAAGAACCGGAUCCAUUCAUUCCGGGCCUAUGGCAUUGCAGUGCGGGGCCGCGCCAAGGCCCUGGUGCAGGAGAACAUCAUCUUCCAGGGCAAGACCAGCAAGACCAUUUUUCAGCAGAUCUCCAACAACCGAGAAUGCAUCCUACAAAACAAUAAGUUCCUGGUGUUCAAGAAAAAAUCUGAUACAUGGCGCCUGGUGAACCCACCGGCACGGCCUCACCUUGAAAGCUCUCUCCGAGGCCCCUCUGCAGCCCACAGUGGGCAGAAGGUGACAGCCAUGGCGACUAGGAUCACAGCCCGUGUGGAAGGUGGUUACCACAGCAACCGCAGCGUCUUCUGCACCAUUCUGUAAGGAUGGGAGCCGCGGGGUGGGGCGGCUGGAGGGCUGUCCACACUCCGGGAGCAGCAACCCCAUACCCUGCAUUCAGGCUCUGAUGGAUGUUCAGUCAAGCGAGGAGGUAAAGGCAAUAUCAGGAUGGAAGCAGCAGCAUCUGAGGUCCUCCUACUCACCGUACCCCAGAGAAAACAGGCUUCCAGGCUUCCUGGGGACUGAGAAAAAG